Gadus chalcogrammus (walleye pollock) is the source of this 1189-nucleotide messenger RNA. RefSeq names its product dexamethasone-induced Ras-related protein 1-like. The coding region runs from base 88 to 882 and encodes 264 amino acids. The transcript has 2 exons. The record is from RefSeq and is a predicted model, not a curated record. Lineage: Eukaryota; Metazoa; Chordata; Actinopteri; Gadiformes; Gadidae. Gene Ontology annotation, molecular function: GTP binding; GTPase activity.
AGCACUCGUAGGCAGCGACAUCAACAGCACCUCACAAGGAUCCGCGUGAAGCACCACAACUUUCAUUCAUUCAUCCAUCGGUGCGACAUGAUAAAGAAAAUGUCCCCAUCAGAUAAUGAGUUUGAUAUCCCGGCCAAGAACUGCCAGAGGAUGGUCAUUCUGGGCUCAACCAAAGUCGGGAAAACAGCCAUCAUCUCCAGGUUUCUAAACGAGAAAUGCGACGACCAGUACACGCCAACUAUCGAAGACUUUCACAGAAAGUUCUACAACAUCAGGGGAGAAUUAUACAAACUGGACAUUUUGGACACGUCUGGAAACCAUCCCUUCCCUGCUAUGAGGAGGCUGUCUAUUCUCACUGGUGAUGUGUUCAUCCUGGUGUUCAGUCUUGACAACCGAGAGUCCUUUCUGGAGGUGCAGCGGCUCAAGCGUCAGAUCCAUGAGACCAAGUCGUGUCUGAAAAACAAAACCAAGGACAACGCGGACGCCCCGGUGGUCAUCUGCGGCAACAAGUGCGACCGGGACUUCUACCGGGAGGUCCAGGAAGAAGAGAUCGAGCAUCUGGUGGCGGGGGACGAGCAAUGCGCGUACUUUGAAAUCUCGGCGAAAAGAAACACUAAUGUAGACCAGAUGUUCAACGCUUUGUUCACCCUGGCAAAGUUACCCAACGAGAUGAGUCCCGAUCGUCACCGCAAAGUUUCACAGCAGUACUGCGAGGUGCUGCAUAGAAAGUCGUCCAGGAGCAAGAAGGCGAAGGACGGCGACGCCUACGGGAUCGUGGCGCCGUUUGCGCGCAGACCGAGCGUGCACAGUGACUUGAUGUACAUCAAGGAGAAGGCUGUGGGAUCCAGCCAAACCAAAGACAAAGGAUGCAUCAUAUGCUAGGGAAUUAUUUUGAUGUUCAACGGACAGAUCGAAAUGAGACCUGAAGAAAUAAACUGUGAAACCAAGAAAGAUUGGACUCCAGAAUAUGGGAGAAUCACUGCGUUAGUUUGAAGGGCUGCGUAUCAGCCCGUGGAGAGCUCAGCCAGACGUUUGGCGAAGGGGAAAAACCGUUUACGUUUUGCUACUUUUUAUAAUGAACUUGAAUGUUUGUUGCAUUAUGAACAAAUGAGUUUGUAUUGUACGCCUAUAUUUAUUAUGUCAACAUUUGCUAUUUGUUAUAAAGAUGAAAAUAAAAAGUUUUCUUAAA